AUGACCGACAACGUCGUGAGACUUCGUGGGAACACGGAAGACGUGGCCACGAAGGCGAGUCCGGUGCCUGGAACCAGUAAAGAACGCAGCAAUUCUUUGAGGGCGACGCCUGGUAUGUUUGUCACGUGUGCAAGCGGAACGUUUCGUGAAAACUACAAGGCAAUAAAAUUACUGGGCAAAGGAUCAUUCGGAGAAGUAUUAUUAUGCCUCAACCGAACUACCGGACAACAGUACGCAGUCAAAGUCAUUAUCAAGACCUCUGUCAAACGCAACAAAGAUCAUGAAUCAUUGUUACGAGAAGUCAAUGUUCUCAAGUCACUUGACCAUCCGAACAUUAUGAAAAUAUUCGAGUUCUAUGAAGACGACAAGUACUACUACUUCGUGACAGAGCUGUACACAGGAGGGGAACUUUUCGACGAAAUAGUUAGUAGAAAAUGCUUCUCCGAAAAUGAUGCUGCCAAAAUCAUUAAGCAAGUGCUUAGCGGUAUCAACUACAUGCACAAACAAAAAGUAGUGCAUAGAGACCUCAAGCCUGAAAAUUUGUUGCUUGAGUCCAAAUCACCGAACGCCAAUAUCAAAAUUAUUGACUUUGGACUUUCUACGCACUGCGAUGUCAAUUCGAAAAUGAAGGACAAAAUUGGAACUGCAUACUACAUUGCACCAGACGUACUCAAGGGUGUAUAUGACUCUAAGUGUGAUAUCUGGUCUGUGGGUGUUAUUUUGUACAUUCUUCUCUGUGGAUUCCCUCCAUUCAACGGAGCGAACGAAUCAGAGAUCAUCAAGAAAGUACAAACGGGCAAAUACACCUUUGACAUGCCACAAUGGCGCAAGGUGUCGGAGAGUGCAAAGGACCUCAUUGCUCGGAUGAUCACCUACAACCCAGCAAAGAGAAUCAGUGCUGCUGAGGCUCUGGAACAUCACUGGCUCACAUACAUGACCAAGGACCACACCGUUGACCUACCAAGCCUGGAACUUUCAAUCAACAAUAUGAAGAACUUCUACUACACACAGAAACUCUCACAAGCAGCUUUGUUGUAUAUUGGUUCCAAGCUUAUCACAAAGGAAGAAAGUAACUAUUUGACCGGUAUCUUUAGCAAAAUGGACAAAAAUGGUGAUGGACAACUUGACCGUGCGGAGCUCAUAGAAGGGUUCUCUGAGUACUUGAGACUCAAGGGAUCACCCUCCGAAGAAUCAGAACGGGCAACAGUAGAGGAACAAGUAGAUCAAAUAUUACAAGAAAUUGACUUUGACAAAAACGGAUACAUCGACUACAGUGAAUUCCUCACAGUAGCCAUGGACCGUCGUAGUAUCAUGCAACAGGACCGACUUGAAAAAGCUUUCAAACUAUUUGAUGCCGACGGUUCGGGAACUAUUUCCUCAACUGAGCUUGGAAAAUUGUUCGGUGUGGCAGAUGUUAGUGAGGAAGACUGGCAGCGCGUGCUUCAUGAGGUGGACACCAAUAACGAUGGACUUAUUGACUUUGAAGAAUUUCAAGCAAUGCUUACAAAAUUGAAUUAA
Messenger RNA from Babesia sp. Xinjiang, 1518 nucleotides. Its product is annotated as Calcium-dependent protein kinase 4. The transcript has a single exon. Gene Ontology annotation, biological process: intracellular signal transduction; protein autophosphorylation; peptidyl-serine phosphorylation. The record is from RefSeq and is a predicted model, not a curated record. Gene Ontology annotation, cellular component: nucleus; cytoplasm. NCBI's taxonomy places the organism in Eukaryota, Apicomplexa, Aconoidasida, Piroplasmida, Babesiidae. Gene Ontology annotation, molecular function: calcium/calmodulin-dependent protein kinase activity; calcium ion binding; calcium-dependent protein serine/threonine kinase activity. The coding region runs from base 1 to 1518 and encodes 505 amino acids.